Messenger RNA from Zasmidium cellare ATCC 36951, 1200 nucleotides. Its product is annotated as glycoside hydrolase family 93 protein. The record is from RefSeq and is a predicted model, not a curated record. Bases 1 to 1200 code for a protein of 399 amino acids. The transcript has 2 exons. Lineage: Eukaryota; Fungi; Ascomycota; Dothideomycetes; Mycosphaerellales; Mycosphaerellaceae.
AUGUCCCGUGACGUUGAUUGUGUGAUCCCUAUUGGUGGUAAAACCGCACUUCCCCGUGGGUUGUAUUUCUGGGGUCAAAUAUUGCGGAGCCCCCUCGAACCAAGAGCCCCAGCCCCCUUCAGCAAUUUCAACGACAACACUGUCUUUGUUCCAGCAUCGAACUACACAAGCUGGCGUACGAUAUACGCUCGAACGCUCCAACUCGCAGACAAGUCCUUGAUAAUCUCCUGGGAAGAUUACGAUCCGGUUCCCGGCCCUCAGCAGUACUUCCCAAUCUACAAGUCCGACGACGGUGGUGCGACGUGGUACAACUUCACUCGGGUCUAUGACCAGGUCAACGGCUGGGGUCUUCGGUAUCAGCCGUAUUUCUACACUUUGGAGCAGAAACUCGGCGCCUACCCAGCAGGAACAAUUCUUCUCUCAGGUGUCUCGACUCCGUCAGAUCUCAGCCAGGCGUACAUCGAGCUCUACGCUAGCACAGACAACGCCAAAACUUGGAAGUUCGUCAGCCAUAUCGCAUACGGAGCUGGUCCAGAAACCGUCACCAAUGGAGACAAGGCUGUGUGGGAGCCUUUCUUUUACUUUUACAACGGCCAGCUCAUUUGUUACUACUCGGACCAGAGAGACCCGGCUCAUGCUCAGAAGCUCGUCACUGUGACGACAAAGGAUCUCAAGACUUGGACCAGCCCAGUCAAUGCUGUUGCUCAACCAGAUUAUGGCGACCGUCCCGGCAUGGCUACAGUUGCAUAUAUCAAGUCGACAGGCAAAUACAUCAUGACCUUCGAGUAUUGUGGCGGCCCCAGUGCCAGCGGCUGUCCAGCGUACUACAAAGUAGCCAGCUCUCCUCUCGGAUUUGGGAGUGUCGACCCCCAGCCGAUCAUCUCCAACGACUCGAGCAAGUUGAUCCCCAACGGUUCUCCGUAUGUGGUAUGGACUCCCAAGCCAGGCGCUACCGAUGGAUCCGGGAUUAUCAUCAUGAACGGCAACUCGCGCGAGGAAGUCUUCGUCAACGACGAUUCGGCGGGUGUCAAUGGAUGGAGGGCAGUGAAUGUCGGCCAGUGGUCUGCGUACUCCAGGAGCUUGCGUAUCAUCAGCUCUGGAGGGAAGAACAUGCUCUUGCUUGCGAAUGGUGGCAAUAUGGGCUGCAAUCCAUGUACGAACAACUUUGUGGCUGUCGGUGUUGUCGAUAUUCCCAGUUGA